AUGAAAAUCAAGCAUGCUAUCUUCUUGUGCUUAUGUGCAAUGCUUCUAAUCUCUAUUGUGUCAAUUGAGCCUUAUGAAGAUGAGAAUCAAUUUGGCGAAAUAGAGAAAUCAAUGAGAAACAUGGGACAAGGGAAUGGUGGAUACAUAAACAAAGGUGUUUACAUUGAUGGAGUUGUAAUACCAUUAACCAAUGGUGAAGGACGUGGUGGAGAUGAGCCACUCUUUCCCGAUUGCGAGAAAGACGCCGGCAGUGAAGGUGGAAAUUGUGGCGGACACGAGGCCGAUGGUGGAAAAGAGGGCAAUAUUGAAAAUGCCAUUCCUAUUUCUAAAGAUUUAAAAAGUAAAAAUCAUUGGGAACGCAAGUCACCAGUGGAAAACUAG
Messenger RNA from Vicia faba (fava bean), 381 nucleotides. NCBI's taxonomy places the organism in Eukaryota, Viridiplantae, Streptophyta, Magnoliopsida, Fabales, Fabaceae. The record is from the annotation of a GenBank genome assembly.